Messenger RNA from Acanthosepion pharaonis, 777 nucleotides. Lineage: Eukaryota; Metazoa; Mollusca; Cephalopoda; Sepiida; Sepiidae. The record is from the annotation of a GenBank genome assembly.
AUGUUCUUGCCUUUUGUUUUCUUUUUCUUUUCUUCUUUCUUUUCUUCUUCUUUCUUUUUCUUUUCUUACUUCUUCCAUGUUCUUGCCUUUUGUUUUCUUUUUCUUUUCUUCUUUCCUUCUUUCUUUUCUUCUUCUAUCUUUUUCUUUUCUUACUUCUUCCAUGGUCUUGCCUUUUGUUUUCUUUUUCUUUUCUUCUUUCCUUCUUUCUUUUCUUCUUUCUUUUUCUUUUCUUACUUCUUCCCUCUUUUUGCCAGUUGUUUUCUUCUUUCCUUACUUCUUUCUCACCCUAUCCUUAUUUCUUGCUCUUUCCUUCUUUUUUCUCCUCCUUUUUUCUUUCUUUAUCCUUCUUCUUAUUUUUCCUCUUUUUUCCUUCUUUCUUACUCUUUCCUUCAUGCUUGUUCUUUCUUUCUUCCUUCCUUCCUUCCUUCUUGUUUUUUUAAUCUUUUUCUUUCUUUCUUAUUCUUUCCUUCAUUCUUGUUCAUUCCUUCUUUCUUUCCUUUAUCCUUCCUUUUUUCUCUUUUUUCCUUCUUUCUUUUUCCUUCCUUACUUACUUGUUUCUUUCUUGAUCUCUUUUUACUUCUUUCCUUCUUUCUUAAUCCUGGAUUUCAUACGAUGGCACAAAGGCUCUUCUUGGGAAGUAUGAUUUUUUUCAUGAACAGCAGAUCAAUAUCCAAGGUAUUAUUCUCUAUAUCAAGUGUACAAAUGAAAUAUAACCCCAACAAAAAAUGUAGGCUGAUGUUGCAAUUCAAGACAAAGGGCAGCCAGGUAUAUAAAUAA